AUGUCACUCUUGUCUCAUUUACUUUUGUACGCGAUAUUUUGCAAAUUGUUUUUGCAGAAACUAGUUGAUGUGGGAAAGAAGUUUGUGAUAGGCCUUCAAUUGUAUUUCGAAGGAAAGAGAAGUAACUGCUUGGCAAUCCAUUUACAGCACCUUUCCUCUCUGUCCAAAACCUUCAAACUCCAGGAUGAGCCUAAUGGGAAUGCAUCUAAUGACUCUUCAGAACAUAAGUACUAUGAGAAAGUUCAGUGGAAGAGUUUCUCUCAUGUUUGCACAACUCUUGUUCAAUCCGGUGAUGAACAUGCUGUUGUGACUGGUGCUCACUUCGAAGUUGAAGAUACUGGUCUUAAGAAAGUUCUAUUUCUAGGAUUUCAUUUCUCUAAAGUUGUCCAUGCAACCAGGGUCAAAGAACCUCAGUGGGAUGGUUCUCCUGGCUUGACCCAGAAUUCUGGAAUAAUCUCAACAUUGAUCAACACUCACUUCUCAGGUCCACAAAAGCCACUGCCACCAUGGCCGUCUGAUGUGAACAUCAACUCAGCUUUAUAUCCUGGGGGACCUCCUGUGCCUACUCACUCACCCAAACUUCUAAGGUUUGUUGACACAACUGAAAUGACAAGAGGGCCACAAGACUUUCCUGGCUACUGGGUUGUUUCUAGUGCAAGGCUUUUCGUGGAGAAGGGAAAGAUAUCACUUAAAGUAAAAUACUCUCUUUUAACCGUGAUACCUGAUGAAGAGGUGGGAAAUUUUUGA
Vigna radiata var. radiata (mung bean) is the source of this 747-nucleotide messenger RNA. Its product is annotated as MACPF domain-containing protein At4g24290-like. Gene Ontology annotation, cellular component: plasma membrane. The transcript is spliced from 2 exons. The coding region runs from base 1 to 747 and encodes 248 amino acids. NCBI's taxonomy places the organism in Eukaryota, Viridiplantae, Streptophyta, Magnoliopsida, Fabales, Fabaceae. The record is from RefSeq and is a predicted model, not a curated record. Gene Ontology annotation, biological process: plant-type hypersensitive response; regulation of salicylic acid mediated signaling pathway.